Onthophagus taurus is the source of this 2505-nucleotide messenger RNA. RefSeq names its product pyrokinin-1 receptor. The record is from RefSeq and is a predicted model, not a curated record. Gene Ontology annotation, biological process: neuropeptide signaling pathway. Lineage: Eukaryota; Metazoa; Arthropoda; Insecta; Coleoptera; Scarabaeidae. Gene Ontology annotation, molecular function: neuromedin U receptor activity. Gene Ontology annotation, cellular component: plasma membrane.
UCAAAUUGGCUGAGCAUCGCGAUGGAGAACUUUACGAACGAAUCUCUUUACGUCCUGGUGGACUACGGCCCAAAACGCGAUAGUUUAUACAUAGUUAUACCCAUAACGGUCUUAUACGCGAUUAUUUUCAUAUCGGGAUUAACCGGCAACAUAAGUACGUGUAUAGUGAUAGCAAAAAAUAAAACGAUGCACACUGCAACAAAUUACUAUUUAUUUAGUUUAUCAAUUUCGGAUUUGUUACUUUUAGUUUCGGGAUUACCACAAGAGAUGUAUCAAAUUUGGUCGCGUUAUCCUUACGUUUUCGGUUACACUUUUUGUUUGCUUCGGGGAUUUUUUUCGGAGACUUCAGCGAACGCAACCGUUUUAACGAUUACAGCUUUUACCGUUGAACGGUAUGUUGCGAUUUGCCACCCGUUUUUAUCGCAUACAAUGGCUAAAUUGUCGCGUAUCACAAAAAUGAUUGUAUUUAUUUGGUUGGUUGCGAUUGGUUUUGCAAUUCCCCAAGCUUUGCAAUUGGGAGUGCAAGAACAAAUAUACGGCGAUCCAGAAACGAUUCAGUGUUUGACGGUGUAUCCCAUCAUCGAGCAUUCUUUUGAAGUCUCAACCUUCCUAUUUUUUUGUGCCCCAAUGACUUUAAUCACUGUACUUUAUGUUUUAAUCGCGAUUAAAUUAAAAAAUUCAACCAAUAUGUUAAACAGAGAUAGUUCAGACUCGAGAAGGUCAGGUGGAAAUAUUUAUAUUUGUCCAAAUCGCAAGCAUCAUAACAAUCAAUCAUCGAGGAGGGUUUUAAAAAUGCUUGUGGCUGUUGUGGUGGCCUUUUUUAUUUGCUGGGCUCCAUUCCACGCUCAACGUUUAUUCGCUAUUUAUGUGACUCCACCAAGCGACAGCAUCGAUAAAAGGAGGAUUUAUUUGAAAAUUUACGAAAUUAUGACCUAUAUAAGUGGAGUUUUAUAUUAUGUUUCAACAACCAUCAACCCGGUGUUAUAUAACAUCAUGUCCAACAAAUUUCGAGAAGCUUUCAAAGAAACCUUCUCGCAAUGGUGUUGCUGGAAAUGUUGCGAUGAGAGACUUGAAAUCGGACAGCAAAGAUCUUACGCGGUUGUUUCAAAAUCGGCGAACCGAAUCGGUAAGGAAUCGACCGAUUCAGGACGCGAAGACGGUAGCGUCCACACCAACACGACACUCGUCCAUAAGAAUUCUGUAGGGAGUAGCACAAGUAAAUCUCGAAAAAGAUCAUAUGAAUCAUCGCACGAUGACGACGAUCAGAACGUGGUAUCAAUGUCUUGGACAAAAAGUAGAUCGAACGUUAAACUAACGGUAGCGCCAAAAACCGAUUACGAAAAUGUUCAACCGAAUACGAAGUUAGUUUCGGUACAGAUAUUGAACCCUGUACCGCAAAGACCGCUUACAAAGUUCGUUCGUCUGUUUCAUUGCUUAGCCAAAAUGACAUGGGACGAGGAAAAACGGACUCAACAAGGAGCGACGACGGCGAUAACCACAUCAAUUGGAAAUUUGAAAAAGGGAAACGUCGGCGUCGUCGACGACGGAUUUUGUCCGGAGGAAUUGAGCUCGUUAGCUUCAGGGGAAAUCAGCAACAGCAGCCUGAAGAACAUCGACGGGGGGUCGUUUAAAGAUGAAGUCGUUUAUGUAUUAGCUUCUAGGUAAGAUCAUUUAAAAGUUAAAUCGAAACAAAGCUAACAAAGAUGAGUUGAAGGCUGUUUCGCAAUGACAUCUAUGGUUAAGUAAAAAUUAUUAUUAAAAAGAAUUAAAAUUUGAAUAUGUCUAGUACCACAAAAAAACUUAAUCUUACAAUUAGUUUCAAGGUGGUAAACAAGAUUAAAAUAGUCUGUAUACAUAGGAAAUGAUUAUUUUUGUCGGUGAAUUACAACAAAUUAACUAUGAGUAAUUUAAAUAAUUGGUUAUGAUUUAAGCUAUUGAAUAAUUAAAUUUAUUUUUAUAUAUUUAUUAUUUUCUAAUAUAUUAACUUAUAUUAGAACACCAUUGAAAAGUCAACGGUUAUUUAUUUCGUUAAAACAUUGCUUUUAACGAUGUUUAAUCCACCAAAUGUCAGUGGUGAAAUGUUCCUAAUUCCCCAUUUAAUCGAAAUUCCUAGUAAUGAUCGAUUUAAUCCGGAAUUUCGUCCUCAAAUUCGCUUUGAUAAUGUUCCAUUAACGUCAAAUAAUCCGUACAUCUCCUUUAACAUUUCUAUUUUAUUACUUAUUUGUGUAAGUUUAAUAAAGCAUAUUUAGUAACAAAUACAUGUUGAAUUUUAGGGUUUUUAUAAAACACCUAAAAUCUCGUAUAUGGCUGUAAAUACGUUAGAUUAUCACUUAAGUAGAUGAAUUAAUUGUAAAUCAACUAGUCGUUUAUAAAUAAAUGUAUCUAUUGCUGUAUGCUAUUACAUUAAAACAGGGUAAAUUAAAAAUAAUGCAACUAAUAGCAUAUCUGUUCCUCAAUAUUGUUAAUAAUUCCGUAAUUUUUUUUCCAAGACACUUUAUAAGACAU